AUGGACGUCGUCAAAGCCGUUGAGACCUAUAUCACGAAACUGGUUUCCAAACCAUCCGCAAUGAAGGUCUUACUACUAGACUCACAUACGACUCCAAUAGUCUCUCUCGCUUCGACGCAGUCGAUACUGCUUUCUCAUCAAGUCUACCUCACUGACCGGAUAGACAACAAGAAACGGGACCGCAUGCCUCACAUGAAAUGCGUUUGCUUCCUUCAGGCUACGGAAGAGAGUCUAGAAGCCCUACAGGUAGAGUUGCGGGGACCCAAGUAUUCAGAGUACUACUUGUACUUUACCAACAUCCUGAGCAAGUCCAACAUAGAGCUUCUUGCGAAGGUGGACGAAUACGAAGUUGUUCGGGAGGUUCAGGAAUACUUCGCAGACUACGCACCCCUAUUGCCCUCUCUAUUCUCAUUGAACCACACUCCGUCACCAUCUAAACCGUUGUAUGGGUCCACACCGAAUGCAUGGCAUCCCGACGCGCUUGAACGUUCUAUGCAAGGAAUAACGGCCGUCUUACUUAGCCUCAAGAAGAAACCAGUAAUCCGAUACGAGAAAAUGAGUGGGAUGGCAAAGAAGCUGGCUGUCGAGAUACAGCAUCGAAUACAGUCUGAAUCUACCCUCUUCGAAUUUCGUCUCACCCAAGUUCCACCACUACUAUUGAUUCUUGACCGCAGAAAUGAUCCUGUUACCCCGCUUCUCUCGCAAUGGACCUACCAAGCAAUGGUCCAUGAAUUGCUUGGUAUCCAAAACGGUAGAGUGAACCUGAGCAUGGUUCCCGACAUUCGGCCCGAACUUUCUGAAAUCACUCUCACCACAUCAACGGAUCCAUUCUUUCAGGCUCAUUAUCUCGCAACCUUCGGUGACUUGGGAUCGUCUCUCAAGAAUUAUGUCCAGUCAUAUCAGUCGCGGUCUAUGGCUCAGUCUCCAUCGUCUAUCAACUCAAUCGCAGAUAUGAAGCGCUUCGUUGAAGAGUAUCCCGAAUUUCGAAAGCUGGGAGGUAACGUCAGCAAACACGUCGCCCUGGUUGGCGAGCUGAGUCGGCUCGUUGGCCGAGACAAGCUUUUAGAAGUUGGAGAGAUUGAGCAAGGCCUCGCAACAAGUGCUGGGACUGAUUUCAAGAGUGUACACGAUCUGAUCGCGAAUAAAGGCAUACCACCAUGGAACAAGCUCCGUUUAGUUAUCCUCUAUGCCCUACGUUACCAGAAAACCCAAACGGCAAAUAUUGCUACUCUAAUCAAUCUUUUGCUUGCGAAUGGUGUUUCUCGAGAGGAAGCAAGACUUGUUUAUGUCUUUUUGAACGUCGCGGGAUCUGACCAACGUCAAGAUGACCUCUUUUCAACCGAGUCACUUCUUGCAAAAGGACGAUCGGCAUUGAAGGGUCUGAAGGGCGUCGAAAAUGUUUACACUCAACACACACCUCAUCUUUCUGGAACUCUGGAGAAUGUGUUCAGAGGCCGGUUAAAAGAAACAAGUUAUCCUUUUCUCGAAAAUCCGGGGCCUAAUGCUUCUCUUCAAAGACCGCAGGAUGUUAUAAUAUUCAUGAUUGGUGGUACCACCUAUGAAGAAGCACGCACAGUGACACUUCUCAACCAGCCACCCUCCACGCCUUCUGGUGUAAGACUGCUCCUUGGUGGGACCUGUGUUCACAACUCGUCGACGUAUCUGGAAAUGAUAAAAUCUGCUGCAGAGUCAUUUCCAGCGUCCGUAUAUGAGCCUCCUCCGGAAUCCGCCUCAAAUGCUCCUGCACUGAAUUUGAAUCUGGGAGGCGUCAAUACAACAGACGAUGUAAAGGUCAAGACACGCACUGGAGCUUUCUUGACAAUCCUUUCUGCUGCAAUCAUUCUUGCUUUCUCGACCAUGGAAUUCAUUGAUUAUCGGAGAGUUUACACCGACACGUCAAUUGUCGUAGACAAGAGCAGAGGAGAGAAGCUAACUGUGAACAUGAAUGUCACCUUCCCAAGAGUGCCUUGCUAUCUGCUCAGCGUGGAUGUGAUGGAUAUUAGCGGGGAGACACAACGCGACCUUUCGCACAAUAUUGUCAAGGCCCGCCUUGACAAGAAGGGCAAGCCUAUACCCAACUCCUUCAGCGCCGAACUGAGGAACGACAUUGACAAGAUGAACGAACAAACGUCCGGCGACUAUUGUGGAUCCUGCUAUGGAGGUCUCGAACCCAAAAGUGGGUGCUGUAACACUUGUGAGGAAGUCCGAACAGCAUAUGUUAACCGGGGCUGGAGCUUCACAAAUCCUGACGCCAUUGAGCAGUGUAAAUCCGAAGGCUGGGCUGACAAACUGCGCGAGCAAGCGGAUGAAGGGUGUAAUGUUUCUGGGCGGAUUCGUGUUAACAAGGUUAUUGGCAACAUUCAUCUUUCGCCAGGAAGGUCGUUCCAGACCAGUGGUCGCAAUGUCUAUGACUUGGUUCCAUACCUGAAGGAUGACGGCAAUCGACAUGAUUUCUCUCAUACGAUCCAUCAAUUCUCCUUCGAAGGUGACGAUGAAUACGACAUAUUCAAGGCUGCAUCCGGGCGGGAAAUGAAACAAAGAUUGGGACUUGUACAUAACCCGCUGGACGGUGCGGCUGGACGGACGAACAAAGCCCAAUACAUGUUCCAAUACUUCCUCAAAGUUGUCUCAACACAGUUCAGAACCUUGGAUGGGAAGACGGUCCGUUAUAUCUACCCCACCGGAGUGCAUGUGCAGCAUGGAGUUACCGGUGUACCUGGUGCUUUCUUUAACUUUGAGAUCUCACCAAUACUGGUGGUGCACUCCGAUACUCGGCAAUCGUUUGCACAUUUCCUCACAUCAACGUGUGCUAUCGUGGGAGGAGUGCUCACAGUAGCCUCUAUCCUCGAUAGCGUGCUCUUUGUAACAACUCGUGCCUUGAAAAAGACGGGUGUCAAUCAUGUCAAUGGAAAUAGUGUAGGGUAUGGAGGCGGAAAGCUCAUGUAA
Messenger RNA from Guyanagaster necrorhizus, 2946 nucleotides. Its product is annotated as Sec1-like protein. The record is from RefSeq and is a predicted model, not a curated record. Gene Ontology annotation, biological process: vesicle-mediated transport. The coding region runs from base 1 to 2946 and encodes 981 amino acids. The transcript is spliced from 20 exons. NCBI's taxonomy places the organism in Eukaryota, Fungi, Basidiomycota, Agaricomycetes, Agaricales, Physalacriaceae.